Tremella mesenterica DSM 1558 is the source of this 890-nucleotide messenger RNA. RefSeq lists its product as uncharacterized. The coding region runs from base 61 to 753 and encodes 230 amino acids. Gene Ontology annotation, cellular component: nucleus. The transcript is spliced from 7 exons. NCBI's taxonomy places the organism in Eukaryota, Fungi, Basidiomycota, Tremellomycetes, Tremellales, Tremellaceae. The record is from RefSeq and is a predicted model, not a curated record.
CAUCACCCCGUUGGCCGUUGGAUCAUUCAAGUACAUCUGAGGAAAAGAGGGGACAGGGAAAUGGAUUGCGCAAAUGAACAUCAUGGGAAUGGGAAUGGAGGUAAUCAUCAUCAACAUGGCAAUGGAAAUGGGGGACAUGACCAUGAAGGGCAUUCACAUGAUGUUCCUUUAGAAGCUGGUCCGCAGGAUAGUUUAUAUGGUCAGAUUGACGUUCUUCAUGUGGUUGGAUUGAAUGCUAGGGAUGGGGCGGAAGUAGGGGAGAAGGUAAUCAAACCAUGGUCAGAGAGGGAAGAUGAAAGUAAAUAUUGCGAAUCAGAAGCAGACGAUACUCUUAUCCUCAAAAUCCCAUUCCUAUCAAGCGUAUCGAUAAGAUCUAUCAGUAUAAAAGCUGGACCAUUAGGUUUCACACCGGCCUCUGUUCAAAUUUUUAGAGACAGACCCGAAAUGGACUUUUCGGAUUGUGAAGGUGCCACCCCCACUCAAAUUUUCGAUAUCGUUCCUAAUCGUCAAGUUGUAGAGUAUCAAGUAAAAGCAGCGAAAUUUACAGGUGUCACUUCCCUCACUCUCUUCUUCCCCGGUAAUAUCUCAGAUCCGAAUGAAGACACUACUCGAAUCUUCUAUGUCGGUCUCAGAGGGACUCAUCAAGCCAUCCCUCCUCGUCCGGGAGUGAUAUUGUACGAAUCUGCCGCCAGACCUCAAGAUCACAAGGUAACGACAAAGAGCGAUGCGGCGAGAUAUCAACAUGGUUUUUGAGAUAGUCGUUGAGACGAUGACUCGGAAGAAGUGAGACACGACAUGUGAUACGUUUGUACGAUCCAAGUAUAUUUCAAAAUACCACACAAGGAACCAUGUGUUCAUACGACCACUUAUGCAUUUCAUGUCUGUAUCUU